This is a messenger RNA of Leptopilina boulardi, 761 nucleotides long. RefSeq lists its product as uncharacterized. The coding region runs from base 127 to 393 and encodes 88 amino acids. The record is from RefSeq and is a predicted model, not a curated record. Lineage: Eukaryota; Metazoa; Arthropoda; Insecta; Hymenoptera; Figitidae. The transcript has 2 exons.
CUUCAUCCGGCAUCGUUGGAAAAUUCAUUUUUUGACACACCGCACGUGUGAAUAUCGUAUAUUAGUAGGUUAUAUUUUAAAUAAUUAUAUUGAUUUCUUCAAGAAAAAUUGUACAAUUUACAAAAAAUGGCUCAAGGCAAAUUAAAAGUAAAGACAAAAACACCGGCUUCCGUGAAAACUAAAGCUAUCAAAAAACAAAAAGGUCCAGCAUCUCAACGAAGAGGAAAUGCACCGAUUCAAUCGAAAAAAGCUAAAUUUCAAGAGGCGCACAAACUCAAGAAAAUAAUAUCAAAAACUGUAAAUACGGCAAUGGAAAAUGAAUUAAGAGAAAAAGCUUUAGAUGGAAAAAUGUCGUUAACGAAUAAAAAAACUUCUGAAUCGACGAAAAAAUGAUAUAUUUUAUAGGAUGUGAGUAUUAAUUGCACUAAAAUAAUUUUAUCAUCGAGAGAGAAAAGAAAAAAAUUUUAAAUGAAAUUAUUUUCUCUAUCGUUGUGUGCAAUUUAAUUUUUUAUUGUCGACGCUGAAAAGAAAAAAAGGAAAAGAGAAAUAUUUCAGAAAUACGAAAAAAAAUAGUUUAUUUUUACAAUUCUCUCUCUCUCUCUCUCUCUCUCUGUAUGUAUAUAAUAUUGUACAUUUUUUUUUUUUCAUGAAAAAUGUACUACUUGGAUAUAAAGCAUUGAUAUAUAACUUCAUUAUAUAAAUAUUUUUUCUUUUUUUGGGAAAAACUUAAUAAUUUUCUUAUAUAAAGAAUUGAAACUGCA